Messenger RNA from Chara braunii, 2023 nucleotides. The record is from the annotation of a GenBank genome assembly. NCBI's taxonomy places the organism in Eukaryota, Viridiplantae, Streptophyta, Charophyceae, Charales, Characeae.
UCGACCAUUUGGAGGGGCACGAGCACACGAGCAGUUGAGCAUUUCAUGAAGAUGCUCAAGUCGUGCCCUUUCGGGACAGGGGAGAUUGUGCAUAAGCUGGUGGCCCACAGGGAGAAGGUGCUGCCAAGCGACAAGAAGACUCACUACCUAUUGCAGAACUACCGGCACCUGCACAACAUCUCGGAAGGGGGGGCUGCAGCAAACGACGAUGAUGCGGAUGCGGUUUUUUGUCAUGAUUACGAGGAGCAACAAUCGUCCGUUGCUGCAGGGAGGGAGCCGGUCGAGGAGAUGGCGCAGUGGGGAAAGAAAAGUGCAGCGGGGGAGGUGCUGCGAGAAGAGUGUCAAUCCGCCACAAGGGCGGCUCCGGUGCAGCAAACGACCAUCACGAGAUUGGUGGACAACGCAGCUCAAAAGAAGUUCGACAUCGCAUGGGCGGAGGCAAUGUUCCGGGCGGGAAUCGCAUUCAAUUUUUUGAACUUCGACACCACUCUCAAGCUGCACGAGGUGUAUUUGGAGGUGGCUAGCGCACGACUGAAGGUGAAAUUGCCUUUUGCGAAACACAUCCAGAUGGUGAUGCUCGACUUUAUCUUUUUGGGCAUUCAAAAUCAAAUGCAGCCUCUAAUUGCAUGUCACGGCUUGCUGCUACGGAACAUCAGCAAGUUGGAUUGGAUCAAGGGCACGGUGAAGCGGAGCCACACAAUUGUGAAGUUUAUACGGAACCACCGCUGUACACAUAGCCUAAUGAUGUCGUUGAACGACUCAUUAUCGCUGUUGCGACCGAUCGAGGUCCGUUUUGGGUCGGUCUACAUGAUGGUGGAGCGGUUGUACGAUCGGAGGGCGGUUUUGAAGCAGAUGGUUGAAGGGAGCCUAGUCGGGAGAUGGAAGGCGAUGUGGUGGUCGAUGACCAAGCUGCAGUCCAAAGCGGAUUUUGUUUUCUUCUCAUUGCGGAAGGAGGGUUGGUGGCCGGAGUUGAAGAAUGUGGUGGAGGUGAUGGAGCCAUUGUAUGUAUUGCUUCAGAGGAUGGACAAGGGCGGGACUGCCCCGUCAAACCUUGUGGAGUAUGACUGGCUAAUGGAGAGGACGCUAGCGGAGGUCGUGCUGACGGAGGAGCAACGACGUACAGUGCUCGAGAAGGCGACGUGCUGCAUGAAGAUGAUGCGGCAACCGAUUCUCAGCGACAUGCGAAAGUUCCAUACGAAACCCACCGAGCACAACCCUCGGCGGAAGGACAAGAAAAUGUGGGAUGGUGAUGCGGUCGCAGAUUCUAACACCAUCUCGCCAUCGGAGUGGUGGGCAACUCAUGGCGGCGAUGUGCCAGAGUUGCAGGCCAUUUCCAUGAAAGUAAUGGGCAUGUGGAGCACGACGACUCCGACACAGCGGAAUCGGUCUUCGAUGGAUUUGGUCCACUCAAAGCGGCGAAAUCGGUUGAACCCCUCAACCUUGGAGAAGUUGGUGUAUAUUCACUGGAAUAUGCAUCUGCCGAAGUCCGGGAAUAACUUGAAGGACCACGGCUACAUCGACCUGUGGGCGCAGUUCUUCGAGUCCCUUCCAGCGCCUGAGGUGGACGAUGGUUCUAUUUUGAAGGACCUUGUGGAGGAGAAGGACAAGACAGAGGAGGAGCUGGUGCGGAAACGGGCCUUCCUCAAGACACCAAAGGGCCGGGUUCCAAAGAGCCUCGAAGAUGAGCAGGAGGAGGAGGAGGAGUGCACCGACGACAACGACCUUGACGACGAGGUGUGGAAGGGAAAGACUCAAUGGUUAAAAGCAUCUAAUGAAGGGGAAGUUUAUGAGUCAUCGGACAAUGACUUUGAGUUGGGAAUCCCCCCGUCAAUCCCGUGCACCAUAUAUGUUAGGAGGAGGGAAGCGGCACAGCGCCGUCAAGAACGACCACCCACAACACCAUCUCAAUGCACGGCGAACACCACAACGCAUUACAACAUCCAAUAGGAUGUCGAGCUACCACAGACCAACACCGACAUGGAGAUAGUGCUUCGCCCCGGUCCAAUCAAUACAAAUGAGGAGG